This is a messenger RNA of Eurytemora carolleeae, 1739 nucleotides long. Its product is annotated as TNF receptor-associated factor 4. The transcript has a single exon. The coding region runs from base 35 to 1426 and encodes 463 amino acids. The record is from RefSeq and is a predicted model, not a curated record. Gene Ontology annotation, biological process: positive regulation of JNK cascade; regulation of canonical NF-kappaB signal transduction; regulation of apoptotic process. NCBI's taxonomy places the organism in Eukaryota, Metazoa, Arthropoda, Copepoda, Calanoida, Temoridae. Gene Ontology annotation, molecular function: protein binding; zinc ion binding. Gene Ontology annotation, cellular component: plasma membrane signaling receptor complex.
CUUAGCUCCAGUAGGUCGCUAGAGUAGGCGCAGGAUGAUUGCAGCACGAUCUUUUGAGUUUCUCUCUCUUGCAGAGGAUUCCGCCGUGGCGGAUCUUGAUUACCAUUACAGUGACGGAUCUGAGAGUCCGCCUGACUAUGAGGAGGUGGCAGAUGUUCAACAAAUGGUUUUUAAUAUACACAACGACACCCUGUAUUCUAAAACCAGCUCCAACUCCUCCCUUGAACUUUCCAGUGAUCCUGUCACCAAAGCAAAAAUCCUCCAAUCUACAGUUUACUGUAUACACAGGGCCGAGGGUUGUGCCUGGAUGGGUCAACUUGGCCGGCUAAAAGGCCAUCUUAACACAUGUAAGAAGGACGCUAUGUUUUGCUUGAACAACUGUGGAGCAAAGAUUGCUCGUGUGAAUAUGGAAGAUCAUAUGAAGUACACUUGUCAGAAUAGAUUGAUAAAUUGUGUGUUUUGCAAGCGUGGGUUUACCGGAAGUGAAAUUGAGCCGCAUCAAAAUAUAUGCGGGUUUGAGCCUCUGUAUUGUGAAAACAAGUGUGGACAGAGGAUAGCUAGGAACAGGUUGAAGGCGCACAUGGUGAACAACUGCAGCAAGAGGUUGGUUAACUGCAAGUACUGUGGGAGAGGAUACACCGCGGAUACGCUACAGGGACAUCAGAUCAAGUGUCCCAUGUUUCCAGUCCCAUGUCCCAAUAGAUGCGGAGAGAAUUGUCGACGGGAGGAGGUUGAGAGACAUCUAGUGAGAUGUCAGGAGGGACUAGAGAGCUGUCCACACAAGGUUGCUGGAUGCUCCUGGCAGGGACAUCCUUCAGUUCUAGAGCAACAUAUGCUGGAUACCAGGGAGCAGCAUCUAGAUAUGAUGGUGAAAUAUUGCAGCUCCCAGCAGCAAUAUAUUCAUAGAUUAAAGCAGGAGCUGGAGAAAGCGAAUUUACCCAAGGACGGAGUUCUAAUCUGGAAAAUUCAAGAUUUUGAGGAGAAAAUGGCGGAGGCAAAAACUAGUGAAGGAUUAGAGCUUGUCUCUCUGCCCUUCUAUACAUCCAGCUCCGGGUAUAGAUUACAAGCCUCACUGUUCCUGGGCGGUAACGGAGGAGGAGAAGGAACCCAUAUGUCCGUGUAUAUCAAGGUACUACCUGGAGAGUUUGACAACAUCCUAAAAUGGCCGUUCAAGCACACCAUCUCCUUUACCCUGCUGGACCAGAACCCGGACAGGCAGAGUGCCGUCAACAUCGUGGAGUCAUUUAUCCCAGAUCCGUCCUGGACAAACUUCGCCCGGAGCAGUAAAGUUGAGGACCCGGAGCAGCUUGGGUUCGGGUUCCCGAGGUUUGUUCCCCAUGGUAUGUUAGGGAUGAGGAACUAUGUGAAGGAUAACACCUUGUUCAUCAAGAUCAGGGCCGACGCUAACAAGGGAGUCGCGGUCUAGGACAUUUGUCGAUAAUGCCAUCGUCUUGUCGACUUAUAGUCCAUGUCGACUUUGUGGAGAAUAAAACCGUUGAUCUCUGUAAACGGCAUUUUAGUGAAAUCUAGUCAAAAAUGUUAUAAAAACGUUGUACAGUAUUAAAGCCAUCCAUUAGGCAGCUAUCUUAGAAGUGUGCACAGUGUACACCAUUAUUUAUCUAUGUUUAUGUACAGAAUUGUACAGUACAUGCAGCUGAAGAAACCAAAGAUUUGAACAUAUCAAUAAUUUGUAAAUAUUAUAUUUUGUAUAAUAAACUUAUAUUUGUUCUGAUUAAAAA